This is a messenger RNA of Musca domestica (house fly), 1507 nucleotides long. RefSeq lists its product as uncharacterized. The record is from RefSeq and is a predicted model, not a curated record. The coding region runs from base 81 to 1430 and encodes 449 amino acids. The transcript is spliced from 3 exons. NCBI's taxonomy places the organism in Eukaryota, Metazoa, Arthropoda, Insecta, Diptera, Muscidae.
CUUCUGGUGUUACAUAUUUUUCUUCAUCGCUAUAUUUUGUGUCGCCCAUUAAAAAUUUGCAAAGUGAAACAGUAGCAAACAUGGCUAAUACCGGUAAAGAUACGGCUUCCUUCUUUGAAAAUGGCACAACAGAGCAAUUCGACUAUUGCUACAAAUUAUAUCCAGAAGUGCUAAAAUUAAAAGCAGAAAAACGUAAUAAAAAACCUCAGGAAUUAAUACGACUGGACGAAUGGUAUCAAAACGUACUACCCAAACUUAUAAAAGAACGAGGGAAGGAUGCACAUAUGGUUUACGAUGAAUUAGUCCAGACGAUGAAGUGGAAACAGGCACGUGGAAAAUUUUAUCCUCAGCUAAAUUAUCUUGUUAAAGUAAAUACACCGCGAGCUGUUGUGCAGGAGACGAAAAAGGCUUUUCGCAAAUUGCCUAACUUGGAGCAGGCUAUUACUGCAUUGUCAAAUUUAAAAGGCGUCGGUACAACUAUGGCUUCAGCGUUAUUAGCGGCUGCUUGUCCCGAUUCGGCUCCCUUUAUGGCAGAUGAGUGUCUUAUGGCCAUUCCAGAAAUUGAGGGUAUAGACUACACAACAAAGGAGUAUCUCAAUUUUGUACAACAUAUACAAUCGACUGUCACACGUCUGAAUGCCCAGGCUGGCGGUGAUAAGCCAGUUUGGUCGCCUCAUAGGGUUGAGCUAGCACUGUGGGCUCAUUACGUAGCUAACGAUUUGAGUCCAGAUCUAUUGGAUGAAAUGCCUAGUGGAAAAGGUGGAGGAUGUGCAGCUACAAAAAAGAGUAAUGGAAGUUCAGAGAAUGACAAUGUGCGAAAUGCUGGAAGUGAAGAUACAAAUGAUGCCGACGACGACAGUGCAGGUCGUGUGGAAUCAACCAAUAUUGCAACUGAAUCUGAAAAUGAAAAUACUAACCCUACACCUCAGGAUGGAGAUUCGAAUUUUGUGUCAAAUGAUUCAUCACAGGAACCCAUUCUUGAUGAGAACACUACACAAACAACAGCAACCACAACUUCUGACGACGGAGAGGAAGCUACCGUUCGUACGCCAUUGGCUUCUGAUUCCGAAAGCAAUAUGGAACCACCAGUGGCAGUCACAGCUAUAAAGAAUAGUUCACUACUGCAAAAAGAGGCAGAUAUUAAUAAUCCAACAACAUCAAAUGGAAACGGCGCAUUAUUGGUUGCAGCUUCAGCAGCAGGUUUGGAUGGUGAAAAUAGUGACAGUAAUUGUUUGCGUGACUCUGAAGGCGACGAUGAAGAGGCAUCUCCUGUAAUUAAUCAUCUCACAGGUAACGACACCACUACUCAUAGCGGAACCUGCGCUACUGCUGCCACAAUAUUAGGCCAGAAGAGGACACUCAACUGCGCGGAUGAAGCAUCGUUAGAGGAUUCAGCACAACCAGAAAUGAAAAAAAUACGUAGUGACUAAACAAUAUUUUAGAAUUUGAAGAAGCGGUUAACUCGCAAAAAUAAUUAUUAUACAAAUAAAGAACAAAAUAAAAUCAA